AUGUCUCAACCUCAAUUCUCAGAAAACGAUCAACGUGAACUCGGUCAAUUCCUUGAAGCCGAGCAAGCCAAGGCUCGCGUUCAACAAACUGUCCACUCUUUGACCGAUAGCUGUUGGGAUAAGUGUAUCUCCAAGGUCAACAACAAGUUGGAUCGUAGCGAAGAGGCUUGUUUAGCCAACUGUGUCGAUCGUUUCCUUGACACUAGCAUGUUCAUUGUCAAGCGACUCGAAGAUUUGAGAAACACUGGCAUGUAA
Molecule: messenger RNA, 255 nt
Organism: Mucor velutinosus
Lineage: Eukaryota; Fungi; Mucoromycota; Mucoromycetes; Mucorales; Mucoraceae
Product: ATP-dependent RNA helicase
Exons: 3
Coding region: 1-255 (84 amino acids)
Source: RefSeq, a predicted model, not a curated record